Messenger RNA from Coregonus clupeaformis (lake whitefish), 2002 nucleotides. Its product is annotated as tumor protein D53 homolog. The record is from RefSeq and is a predicted model, not a curated record. Gene Ontology annotation, cellular component: cytoplasm. The transcript is spliced from 11 exons. The coding region runs from base 126 to 860 and encodes 244 amino acids. Lineage: Eukaryota; Metazoa; Chordata; Actinopteri; Salmoniformes; Salmonidae. Gene Ontology annotation, biological process: positive regulation of MAP kinase activity; positive regulation of apoptotic signaling pathway.
AGGAGCUAGUGUAAACAUUGGCAUCUGACAGUGCAGCAGUGAGCUGCUGUGUCUACGUCCAAAGCGUUGUUUCAGAGAACAAUUAAUAUUUACUUAAAGUAGCCAACUGUAUCAGACUGUUUCGAAUGGAGACCAGACAACAGGAGCUGUACUCUAGUGUACUGAGCGACUCUAGUGUACUGAGCGAUGGUGCAGGGGAAUGGGAGAGAGGACAAGGACAUCUCAGGACAGGUCUGCUGGACCCAGAGCCUUUAACAGAAGUAGAUGAAGAAAUGGUGUCAGAAGUGGACCUCCAAAACACUGUGACCGAUGAGGAGAGGGAGGAAAUAUUGAGUGAACUCACUAAGUUAGAGGAAGAAAUCUCCACCCUGAGGCAAGUGUUGGCCUCCAAAGAGAGUCUUCACUCAGAGCUCAAAGCCAAACUGGGUAUAACACCACUCAGUGAGCUCAAACAGAACUUCAACAGGAGCUGGUAUGACAUGCAGACUUCCACCGCGUACAAAAAGACGUCGGAGACGUUGAGCACGGCAGGGCAGAAGACGUCAGCAGCUUUCACCACAUUGGGAACAGCCAUCAGCAGGAAGUUUGGGGAUAUGAGAUCAAAUUCACUUGGGCAAUCAGAUGAUGGCUACUCUAUCCGCCACUCAAUGAGCAUGCCUGUUAUGAGGAACUCGCCCAGUUUCAAGUCCUUCGAGGAGAAGGUUGAAAGCACCGUUUCCAACAUAAAGCAGACCAAGGUAGGAAGCCAAGGAGGUGGAGGGAGUUUUGAGGAGGUGUUGUCUUCAGCCGCCCACGCCAGUGCCCAAGAAACCCCCAGCAACAACCUGUCUGAGAGCAGUGAUCAUGAGAGGACCUGCUAGACCAGAGCCUGAAACAGACCUCCCCAGACCAGGAUUAGCACUCUACUGCCCCUCACUGCCCAGAGGCCACAUUACAUUACCUGAUAAGGAGAGCAUGACAUAUAGUAGGGCUAUCUAUCCAAAGCCCCAUCAAGUACCAACAAAUGUGUAUUAUCUAACCGUUUCCAACUGUUUCCAAUCCGUAAAACACUCCUGUCCUUGAUAUUUUAUUACUAUGAAUACAGCUAUUACCUUUUGUAUUUAAAGAAAAAUAAAUGUUCUGUUUAUAUCAAUGUAUUUGAUAAACAAAAAGUAGUGAAUACUUUCUUCCCAAUACUAAAACAACAUUUUCAUGAUGACACCUACUUUCCAAGAGUGGACAGUCACAUAAUACUAUUGGGGGAGGAAAUUGUAUUUGAUACUAAUACUUGAAAUUGCAAGUGCUGGAUUUGUAGGCCUAUACCGCACUGUAAAUGGGGCCCAAAGUAAGGCCAUGUGCUGAAAAUCUACUGAAUACACUGUCAUCCCAAUGAAUCGCACUCAUAACUUAUGCUUAUAAGUCACAGCUGUCAGGCAGUGUAGAUGCUUUGACACUUUGGGAUGAAAUGUCUAUUUUUAAAUGUGGUUAUUUCUUCUGUUUAUUACUGCUAAUCUAAAAUCAUGGACCAAACAGCUGGUUUUCUAUUUACAGAAUUAACUUCGGUCAUAUGAUUUUCUCCUCGUGUUUAUUGUUUAAGUUGUUUUUUUCUUGGUUGCUGUGGUUUUUAACUUAGUUGUGACAAGACGUUCAUCGGACAUUUAGGUGAUAAUGUUUUCAGACAUUUUGUGACAAAGUUGUGUCAACAGCCGAGUUGCCCUCUCCUGAAUGUGACUGUUGUAAUACCCAAAGGUAAUAACAGUUGUUGUAGUCUGUUCAGUCCUGUAUAGCUCAGUUGGUAGAGCAUGGCACUUGCAACGGUUGUGGGUUCGAUUCUCUCGGGUGACUAGUAUGGGGAAAAUGUAUGCACUCACUACUGUAAGUCAGUGUCUGCUAAAUGACUUAAAUGUAAAUGUAGUCUUGCAACUUCUGCUUUUUUUUAACAAAACUGUUUCCCAGUAAGAUUAUAACACACUAUAAAUGUGUUUUCUGCAGUAGCAUUAUUAAACAAUUUGUUGCAAACCAA